CGAAUUGUUCUGGAACGACAUUGUUGUAACCACGUCGUAAAACGGACACAAAACACAACAUUGCUAGUGCUCUAGCACAUCUUGUUACGUGUCUGUGCAAAAUUCGCGAGUUUAAAACCAUUUUUUCCUGAUAAAAAUGGGAGACAGUCAGCCUAGUGCCGACAGGGACGCAGGCGCCUUUCUGGCGUGUUUUCAGUUCCUUACGUUACUGAGACCCGGUGGUAGAAACAGAGAGAACGGGACAAAAGUCAGUGUGGGAAUCCACACCGUCAGUGUAGCAGAAAAAGCCAAGUAUCGCUUGGUGAUUCGGUACGGCAAAAAGAAACGCUGUACCGCCUGGAAGAAAGUGGCUACCCAGGACUGGGACUUUACUGCUGAGUUUGCAGAUUAUGUGCCGGAAGAUAAGGUGAGAGUAGAGCUGCAGAAGAAGAAGAAAUGUAAAGUGAAAACAGUCGGGGUUACUACAGUGGACCCUACUCAGGCACUGCAGACAGACAAGCCGGAGAGGGAUUGGUAUAUCUUCGACCCACCCAAGAAGGGAAGGCUGUUCAUGGACAGGAACUUGUCUUUUUUGGAGGCGAGUGUAGCUGUGAACAGUCCGAAGGUGGAGAAGAAAGCCACACAGGAGAAAGGCACCACAACAAAGCCUUCUGAUGGGAACGAAAAACCGAAAGUUCGACCGGAAUUAACUGAGUUGAACCAGCAUGACGACACAGUCAAGACCACCAGUCAGACGGUUGGCGCAGAGAAGCCGGCAAAGACCGAUCAGGACAAGCCUCCACCAACAGCUAGCGGAGACAAGAAACCUGCGUCUUCAUCGCCAAAUGCAGCAUCUAGCUCACCAAGUUCAACAACAACAGGACAUACCCUCACAAACGACGGAGAGGGGGAUGUCAAACCGAGCCGGAUCCACAGGUGGUUCGGGUUCUUCACAAAGAAGAACAGUGAGACGACAGCGUCCGCUCAUGAACGAGUUACCACAAAGCCUUCUGAGAAGACAAAUAAAGAAACAGUCGCAUCUGAUGACCGACAGGAGAGCCCUUCUGACAAAAAGGAGUCUGAAGUUGCCCUGAAGUCCGCUUCUCAGCCAGUUGAUGAAGAGAAACUGGACAAGAGUGGCCAGGACAAGCCUACAGCGUCUUCCAGCGGAUCUCAAGAAUGCACACACCUAAAAACAACAGCCACAGACAAGUCCCUCACAAACGGAGAGGGUGAUGGUGAAAGAAGGAGUGAGCGCCCUUCCCGAUUCCGUCAGGUGGUCGGCUUCAUGAGAAAGAAGGACAACGGCAAGACCACGAGUUCUGCCGUGGGAGGAGGAGAGUCUAAGCAGUCUACCCCACAGUUCACUGACCCACGCUGCAUGGAGGUGAUAACAUCCAUUCACAAACUAUGGAAAGAGUUGUUGCCAAAGAGAGCAUAUUCUAAAGAGCUCCUCGACUACGCCAACUCGCUCAGGUCGAAGCUGGAGGCUGUUGCCCCACAUACGCGCGACAACACAGUUCUCAACAACCUGGUCGCUAAGGUGCCCGACUACACUCACUACGAGUUGCCAGAGAUGCAAGGCUUGAGUCUACACGAACUGAACCAGAUCCACAAGACUGUCGUGUUUUUAUUAGAGGAUGAGGAGAAGCGUGCAACAUACAUCAAGCGGUGGUUGAUAGACGAUAUUUGUCGGGUGGCAUUGGAGGAGGCGCCGCAGGUUCUGGAGACAACGGCCCCGCGGCCGUCCUGUUGCGCCAACUAGCGAUGAACUGUGGGCACUGCAAUCGUAAUUUCCCGAACGAAUAUUCGCAAUUUCCCUUCGUUUAUGAUGUUUUGAUAUAAACUUUCAUUGUUGUCCAUACAUUAAACAUUACAAAGGGAUCUAAUCAACAAAAAUGUAAUAUCUUGAGGUAAUGCUGCAGCAAACGUAACUUUCCGUACAAAUCGUCUUCAUUAAUGAAUUUCAAAUCUAACUUUUAUCGUUACAUAAAUGCACGGCGCCACAAAACGGUGUAACAGAAAAACAGACAGUUGCUAUUGAGAUAUAAACCAUGGACGCUUUUAUUCUGUUUGAUUAUGACGAAAGUGCACUUAUUUAGGGAACAAACCACAGUUUCACACAACACUGUUCACAAACUUUGUCUACUUAGCCUAUGCUGGUAAAACAUAUAUUCUAUAGCAAGCGUUACCUAUUAUCACAUACAACCGGCGAGGGUUUAUUACGGCAUUUGUUGAUCUAAUGCCGGUGAAUUCAUGGCUUGUUUCCUGACUUAUGAUGAAAAUAAACAAAAAAAGUUGUUCCCUUUUA
Branchiostoma floridae (Florida lancelet) is the source of this 2290-nucleotide messenger RNA. RefSeq lists its product as uncharacterized. Gene Ontology annotation, biological process: positive regulation of transcription of Notch receptor target. Bases 137 to 1744 code for a protein of 535 amino acids. The record is from RefSeq and is a predicted model, not a curated record. Gene Ontology annotation, molecular function: transcription coactivator activity. The transcript has 3 exons. Lineage: Eukaryota; Metazoa; Chordata; Leptocardii; Amphioxiformes; Branchiostomatidae.